AUGGCCAAGGCUAUAACUAUUAGCCGCGGCAGUCAACUGGUGUUUCGAUUGAGUACAACUCGGCAUUGGCCUGUUGUCUCGCUUGAUCUCCAGCUAGCAUUUCAGUUCUACGGAUUGGCGCCCGUUGUGUUGGAAGGUAGCAGACUGUACUCCCGGCUCGUUGGAUAUAAGAGCACGAAGCAACGUCGCAGCAUGGAGCGUACUUGGUCUAGCUGUGGUAUGUGCAUUGUAGUAAUGAUGCUCCUCGUGCACUACGUGGAUUUGUCGUCAAGCGUGAUGACACGAGAAUAUUGCUUGCGCCAUGAAAACCUGACUGUUGCUCCUUGUCUGUCCGGGGGCAUCCACAGAAACGUAAACAACAUCACGUACUUCCCCAAUUUUCUGGGCCAUCAGACUUCGCAGGAGGCCAUCGGGGGAUUCAACGAUUUCUACCCGUACCUCCAAGUCCAGUGCUCGCCGAACCUGCAGCAGUUUCUGUGUGCCGUGUACUUUACAUGGGGGUGCGAAGUGAUAGGCUACCCCAUUUUCCCAUGCAGGGAAUUCUGUGAGCGUGUCAGAGACGACUGUGAUUGGGCCUUCCGACGCGCUGGCACCGCCUGGCCUGACAGUUUGGACUGCAACGAUUUCUGGAUCGACAGCCGUGACCAUUUCUGCAUCCGUGAUCCAGGUGAACCAGAUGAACCUGAUUCGGAAGAGGAUAAAGGAAAUGGAGAAGACAACCUUCCCUCGACCAUCGUCCCACCACCGACCCCUCGUCCCGACCCAUCGGAACACUGCCAGCCUCUCCCAGACGACCCGAUCUGUCAGUCUAUGCCGUACACUACCGUCAUCUACCCCAACAUACUCGGGCAAGGCAACCACAGUGAUGCGCUGGUCGAGCUGCACAGGUACAGCGCGUUCAUGUCGGACGGGGGUCCUUGCUCGGAUCUGCUCAGAACCUACCUGUGUCUUGCCUAUCUGCCACCCUGCAAGAUUGUGGAGGAGGUUGCUGCUCCUAUUCCUCCCUGCAAGGCGCUCUGUGAACUGGUUCUGACCGACUCCUGCAUAGGCGCUCUGGCUGCCUUCAAGAUGGAACUACCGUCCACCUUAAGCGACUGUUCCAUGUACCCGAAGCAGAGUGAUUCCUACCCCACAUGUUUCAUUCCAGGGGCAGGAUAUGACCCUUUGAAGUACUGGUCCCCACCACCAGUGAUCACAACCGAUUUAACAUACCAGUGCAAGACGACUGGCUGCGAGAAUGUGCUGCACGGCAAGUGUCACUCUUUCGGGUUCUGGAUGGUCACCUUCCCCAACCUCCUCGGGCACACCAACAUGCAGGAAGCCCUGGACGAUCUGGACCGCCUGGUGCCGUUCAUUGACUCGGGCUGCUCGGACAAGCUGCAGGUCUUCGCCUGCUACGCCUUCUUCGUCACCCCGAGCACGACCGAUCACGCCAGCGGUCGGUUGCCGUGCCAGAGCGCCUGUCAAGAGAUUUGGAAAAGCUGCCGCGGGACUGCAGGGGAGCUGUUUGAGAAACGACCCCGGCUGAUGACGUGCAGGCUGUACCCUACAGAGAACUGCGAAGGUAUAGGCUACAUUCUGAGCGAGUGUGAGCCGGCCCAUUCGGCCAUGAUUCUAAAGCCAGCCUCAGGUUAACCUUGCGACGACACAGAUCAGUCGGCGACUAACUUUUCAGGAUCAAGCUGCGUCUGAGCUACGACCAUCGAGAACAAUGCAGUCACCGAUUUUGUGCGACCUGAGUGUAACUGCGACGAUAUUAAAACGAUCGGCAUCAGUUGGCGC
This is a messenger RNA of Patiria miniata (bat star), 1782 nucleotides long. RefSeq lists its product as uncharacterized. The coding region runs from base 1 to 1635 and encodes 544 amino acids. The transcript has 6 exons. The record is from RefSeq and is a predicted model, not a curated record. Gene Ontology annotation, biological process: negative regulation of canonical Wnt signaling pathway; canonical Wnt signaling pathway; non-canonical Wnt signaling pathway. Gene Ontology annotation, molecular function: Wnt-protein binding. NCBI's taxonomy places the organism in Eukaryota, Metazoa, Echinodermata, Asteroidea, Valvatida, Asterinidae.